Messenger RNA from Glycine soja, 1643 nucleotides. Its product is annotated as flavin-containing monooxygenase FMO GS-OX-like 3. Gene Ontology annotation, molecular function: flavin adenine dinucleotide binding; N,N-dimethylaniline monooxygenase activity; NADP binding. The transcript is spliced from 6 exons. The record is from RefSeq and is a predicted model, not a curated record. Lineage: Eukaryota; Viridiplantae; Streptophyta; Magnoliopsida; Fabales; Fabaceae. Bases 100 to 1419 code for a protein of 439 amino acids.
ACGUUUAAGCUUUAAAAAUCAUUUCGCAAAACCCAACCUUCCAAUCCAAACAAAACUUCAAACCAAACUUUCUCUCUCUCUCUCUCUCUAUUUCUCUCAAUGCAUCGAUCACUGAAAGUCGCGGUGAUCGGCGCCGGCGUCUCGGGCCUCGCCGCCGCGCGCGAACUCCGCCACGAGGGCCACAACGUCGUCGUUUUGGAAAAGUCCAAUCACGUGGGCGGCAUGUGGGCCUACGACCCAAAAACAGAUUCCGACCCAUUGGGUAUCGACCCGACCCGCGAAACCGUCCACAGUAGCCUCUACCUCUCGCUGCGCACCAACCUCCCGCGCCAGCUCAUGGGCUUCUCGGACUUUCCGUUUGUAAAAAACGAAUCGGGUGACCCGAGAACGUUCCCGGGUCACGAGGAGGUGCUGCGGUUUCUGGAAGGGUUCGCGGGCGAGUUCGGGAUUAACGAGUUGACCCAGUUUGAAACGGAGGUUGUGAGAGUAGAGAGAAAGGGAAACGAGUGGGUGGUUGAGUCAAGAACGAGUCGAGACGGUGACUCAGUGAGUCGGGAGGGGUUCGACGCGGUUGUGGUUUGUUCGGGGCACUUUGUGGAACCCAAACUUGCGGAGGUACCCGGGAUUGACACGUGGCGGGGGUUCCAGAUGCAUUCGCAUAACUACAGAGUUCCUCAACCUUUCCAUAAUCAGGUUGUGAUUUUAAUUGGUCUUGGACCAAGUGCAUUUGACAUCUCAAGAGAAAUAGCACAAGUAGCAAGGGAAGUUCAUGUAGCAACAAGACUAAAUCCAGAUUUAGCGGGAAUGAAGCUCGGAGAUUAUGGCAAAAUAAUGUUUCGCACAGCGGUCAAAUGUGUAUUUGAAGAUGGUUUGGUUGCCUUUGAAGAUGGAUUCUCCGUUUAUGCAGAUGCCAUAAUCCACUGUACAGGAUACAAGUACCACUUUCCUUUCCUUGAAACCAAUGGACUAGUAACCGUUGAUGAUAAUCGCGUUGGGCCACUAUACAAACACGUCUUUCCUCCUGCAUUGUCUCCAUGGCUCUCUUUCAUUGGUUUAACCUUCAAGAAUUCAGUCUACCAAAUAAUUGAGUUGCAAUGCAAGUGGGUUGCAAAAGUUUUGUCUGGUAAAGUUCUUUUACCUACAGAAAAGGAAAUGAUGGAAUCUGUUAAAGAAUACUAUCAACUCAUGGAGGAAAAUGGGUUGCCCAAGCGUUACACUCAUUCCCUUUAUCCACUUCAGGCUGACUAUAAACACUGGCUAGUGGCUGAAAUUGGAUUGCCUCCGUUGGAAGAAUGGAAAGAGAAUAUGCUUAAACAGUGCUUUAAGAACUUUGUUGAAAUGAAUGAAAAGUACAGAGAUGAAUGGGAUGAUACUUAUUGGGAUGCCAUCAUUCAUGGUGCUCCGGCUUCAGAAAAAUAAAGAUGGUAUAUUUUCCCUGCGAGAUUUUUCCUUCAGAAAAAAUAAAUGGUUCAGUGAGAAAUUAAUCAUUGAAAAUAAAUCUUGUUAAGAAAUAUAGGCUUAUUUUUUUACGAGUGUGUAAGAAAUAUAGGCCUAUUUUUUUAAGUCGUUACAGUAUCAGCAUGAAGUACUCAUUAUCUUGUUGAUAACUUAUUUUUAAAUAUAUUAAUUAUUAUUUUUUAAUA